GAGCAACUACCCACGAUGGGGGUUUGGGAAACACGUUUUCAUGUGACUUUUACCUAAGAUUCAGAAAACAAAUCGUAUUUAGUAGUGUUUUACGGUGAUUUUAAUACCCCUGUAAGAGAAGUGAAAGAGACAGGGUAGUUUUAAACACUUUUAUUCACGCGUUGCGCUUGAAAACCCUCAUAUUGCCGCUACAUUAGCACGUCCACAGUCAGGUGUCCGCUGUGUCUGCAUGAGUCCAGGUCUGGCCAACAGGGGACAGAGGGUCGGAGGGGGGACAUGAGACCACCGAAGCGGCCCCGUACGACAGAAGAUGAAGGAGACAGGGAGGGGGAGAUGGAUGAGCGGAGGUCGGCAGUGGACGUGAGUAUUGUGAUGCCAGUGUACAACGCCUCCUCCUGGUUGGAUGAGUGUCUGCAGGCCAUAUUAGAGCAGGACUUCACAGGAUCCAUGGAGCUGUCUGUCUUUGAUGACGCUAGCACUGAUGACUCCAGGGAAGUAGUGGAGGGUUGGAGGGAUCGACUGGAGGCGAGGGGGAUGUCAGUGGUGAUCUCCAGCCAUAACUCUGCUCAACCAAGAGGAGUGGGAUAUGCAAAGAAUAAGGCAAUAGCUCAGAGUCGUGGACAAUACUUGUGCUUUCAAGAUGCGGAUGAUGUUAUGCUGCCUCAGAGGGUUCGUCUGCAGUUUGAAGCCUCUGUCCUCCACCCAGACUCUCUGAUUGGCUGUAAAGUUCAGAGGGUUCCAGAGGGAUCUACGGAGCGUUACACUCGCUGGAUCAACACGAUCACUCAGGAGCAGCUCACCACACAGGUCUACACAUCUCAUGGACCCACAGUCGUCAUGCCAACGUGGUUCUGCUCUAGGGACUGCUUCCUGAAGGUUGGAGCAUUUGACGAAGGAGGCAAGGGAGUCCCAGAGGACCUGCUCUUCUUCUACCAGAGUCUUCGUCAGGGACUGGGCGUGCACAGAGUCGACCAGUGCCUGUUGGUUUACCGUUAUCAUGAAAAGGCCGCCACACACUCCGUGACAGAGGAAACCAUUUGGAAGAUGCGUGUUGACUUCCUGCAAGAGAGAGUCCUCAGCCAAUGGGAACACUUCACCAUAUGGAAUGCUGGGAAACAGGGCAGGAAGCUGUACCGAAGCCUGAGCCUGAUCAAUCAGAAGAAAGUCAAAGCCCUCUGUGAUGUGGAUGAGAAUAAGAUUCACAAAGGCUUCUACACGUAUGAAGAAUCUAAGGAGAGGCCUAAACCGAAAAUCCCAGUUCUACACUACAAAGACGCCUCCGCCCCUUUUAUCAUCUGUGUUAAACUGGACAUGACAGGAGGUGUUCUGGAGGAAAAUCUCAACUCAUUGCAGCUGAAGGAAGGAAUAGAUUAUUACCAUUUCAACUGAGGAACGUAGAGGGGCACCGCAGCUUUAACUGGCACAGAGGAGGAGUAUAUUCAGCCUUGUUCAGAUUUCCAGCCCAAAUCCAUUUUUUGGUUUGUCCACAUUUGUCUGGGCAGCAAAAAAAACACAUGAAACUAAACUAAUUUUUUUUUAAAGUGGAACGAAACCACAUUUGGAGGUGGUAUAAAAGUGAUUCCCAUCAAAUUUCGACAGAUGCGUCACAGUCCGAGUUGAACUGUCCGCCGGCGCUUUGGGGGCGGGACCGAUGGAUCCACAUCAUCAGAGUAAGGAUGUAGUUACUGACACCGUACAGAGAGGUUGGUAAUAUGUGGACAAAUUCAAUCUGAUUUGAGCAACAAGUCAGAUUUGACUGCAGUCGGAACGUAACGUAUU
Molecule: messenger RNA, 1779 nt
Organism: Sphaeramia orbicularis (orbiculate cardinalfish)
Lineage: Eukaryota; Metazoa; Chordata; Actinopteri; Kurtiformes; Apogonidae
Gene: qtgal
Product: queuosine-tRNA galactosyltransferase
Exons: 12
Coding region: 277-1389 (370 amino acids)
Source: RefSeq, a predicted model, not a curated record